UCUCAACUAAUCCUGGCCAGGUCUGACACAGAGAGCAACUGACGCAGUUCUGUCGCAGUUCUGAGUGCAAGCCACAACAGGAGGUUAGCAGCCAGGGCUGCUGUGCACUGAAAGAAGAAAGGUCAAUUUUGUUCAAUGUUAGUCCCAAUAGUUGGGAUGCAGCUGAUCAGAGAGGAUAGGUAUUUCUAUGUUGUGGAAUUCUGACUUUGUGCCAGCAUGUGGGAGAUCCCAUCCAGCGGCUCUCGUGUGGAGUUACAGCUUAGUCAAAGUUCCCUCUAACACCGUGUGUGGAUUGUUAUUUCUUCAAAGCUGGUUUAGCUCCAGAUUUUAAAGUGACUCAAGCAGAGUGGAAUGUUUUCCUUUGGGCUGGGAGACUGCAACACCCAAUGAGACUCCUGAGAGUUAAAAAUGUUGGUGCAGUCUGACAGGCCACUGUUCUCCCUGAACAGCAGUCCUCAGCGUAAGGCUGACUCUCUGUCAGGGGACCCGGGUGGCAGAGAGUUUUGGAGCAGUUAAUAAAUCUGCAGCAAGCGAAUCAGAUGGCUUCGGUCUCCUGGCUCCUUGUGAGCCUAAGCUGAACUCAGACGCAAUGGCAGCUGAUAAGACUGGCAACUCUGAGGGCACUGACAGAGAGCUGGCAAUGGACCACAGCAAAUUGGACCAUAAGAGUAUAUUGCAUGCAAAAACUGACCACGAUACAUUGAUGUGUCGCUGCUGUCGCUCGCCCAGUGAACAGGCUGCAGAUACUCAAACUACUGCCGUGCCUGAACAGGUAAAUAUUACUGGUGUUAUGCAGGUUAAAUUCAAGAGAAUGAUAGAAGUCCGGGUGGGACGCCUCCGGAAGGAGACCAAGCCCAGUGACGCUGUCAAUUUCUCCGGAAAGCUCUCGAGUGUGAUGGUUGAUUCCCCACUGAACUCCGUCAAUGACAGACCAAGACGUCCCAGGAGUAUCUGUGUCCCAGAAAACAAGAUUGGAUUAUUCCCAGAGUUGGACUCCCAGUCACUGGUGCCAGCUGUGAGGAGGAGAGGGAUUGAUCAUGAUCCAUUGUGUAAAGGAGAGCAUUCCCAGCACCACAAUGAAGCAGCAGUAGGAACUGUACAGCCUCGAGCAUGCAUUCUCUGGCCUGGGAAGAAGGAACUAUGUCGACCUCUUAGUAUGAGUUUCCUUGAGGCUACUAGAACUCCCUGCCAUGCUGGGGCUGAGGGACUAGACAGUGCAGUGGCUGAGCAGACUGCCACUGCCACCAGAUCUGACAGCACAAGCUUUUUGCAAACUGGCUAUCGAUGGUCUAGUCACCGAUUGGUUAGCUCAGCUGGGAAGGUAGUGAGUGCAAAAGACACAGCGAGUGAUCUCAAGACCCCAAACUCCAAAAUAUCCCUAAAAUCACUAAAAAGAAGCCUCAGCUUUCGGAUUAGGAGAGGAGAGAACAAGAAGGAGUGUGAGAGCAGCAGGAGCAGGACACUGAGUGUUGGAGAAUCCUUCCGACAAAGGCUGCAGUCACCUGUAAGUGGGAACUUGUCGUCCGCAGAGACACCAAACCAAGAGACGCCCAACUGGCUUAGGCAAGGUCAGAGUUAUCAGGUGCAUCUAUCAUCUCUUAUAAACACCUCCUCAGCUCCAACAGUGAAGCCAGCAUACUCACCGAAAGAAAACAUUGAGGAGAACAGCUGGUGGAAGUUUCUGACAGCUCAUUUUCGUAAAAAGGAUUCACGUGUGAACAAAAACUCCCGGAAAAAUGAUAGAUUGAGAUCUGAUUUGCAGAGGAAUGGCUGGACUUCACCGAGUGAGGAACAGAAUGUGGUUUCUUGUGGGAUCCUUGAAUCUUGCAACAUACCUGAUCCAUUUAUGGAGAUCCAUCAUCAUCCGUCCAGAAGUGAAAUGUCAUCACCAUCAUCAGAAGAUUCAUUUGUGAACAGCCAGGAGUGGACACUGAGCCGCUCUGUCCCAGAGCUGAAAGUGGGAAUCGUGGGAAAUCUGUCGAGUGGGAAGUCUGCUCUUGUUCACCGGUAUUUGACUGGAACCUAUGUGCAGGAGGAGUCCCCUGAAGGUGGCCGUUUUAAGAAGGAGAUUGUGGUUGAUGGUCAGAGCUACCUCCUGCUUAUCCGGGAUGAGGGAGGACCUCCAGAGGUGCAGUUUGCAACCUGGGUGGAUGCUGUGGUCUUUGUCUUCAGUCUUGAAGAUGAAAUCAGCUUUCAGACAGUUUACAAUUAUUACAUGCGGCUGUCCAGUUACCGUAAUACAGCUGAGAUUCCGAUGGUACUUGUGGGUACACAAGAUGCAAUCAGUGCAACGAACCCUCGGGUUAUCGAUGAUGCUCGAGCACGGAAGCUGUCCAACGACUUGAAGCGAUGCACGUACUAUGAGACAUGUGCCACGUAUGGACUGAAUGUAGAACGGGUCUUCCAAGAUGUGGCUCAGAAGAUUGUGGCAUUACGUAAGAAGCAGCAGUUAUCGAUUGGACCCUGCAAAUCACUGCCAAACUCUCCGAGUCAUUCCUCCGUUCCUAAUGCCUCCAUUCCAUCUGUGCACAUUAACCAGGCUGCUAAUGGAGGGGUUUUCAGUGACUAUUCCUCUUCAGUACCGUCCACACCCAGUAUGAGCCAGAAGGAAUUGCGAAUUGAAACAAUCGCUGCGUCCAGCACUCCCACCCCCAUCCGCAAACAAUCCAAGCGACGUUCCAACAUUUUCACAUCUCGAAAAGGCAGUGACACCGAUAAAGAAAAGAAAAGCAUAGAUGGUAAAACAGACAAUAUUGGGAGUGGACGAGCUAUCCCCAUCAAACAGGGGAUUCUCUUGAAGAGGAGUGGCAAGUCGCUGAACAAGGAAUGGAAGAAGAAGUAUGUGACACUCUGUGAUAAUGGUGUUUUGACCUACCAUCCCAGUUUACAUGAUUAUAUGCAGAAUGUUCAUGGUAAAGAAAUUGACCUGCUACGGACAACGGUUAAAGUGCCAGGCAAGAGGCCUCCACGGGCAACAGCCGGUAAUGCUCCAAGUGCCAGCCCCAAAACUAAUGGGCUCACCAAGGACAGGAGUAACCUGCAACUGGCUGCGAAUCCAGAUGGUGAGGAAUCUUACGAGUUUGUGAUUGUAUCAUUGACUGGACAAACGUGGCAUUUUGAGGCCUCGAACUCUGAGGAGAGGGAGUCAUGGGUGCUGGUGGUUGAGAGUCAGAUCUUUGCCAGUCUACAGUCGUGUGAAAGCAGCAAAAAUAAGUCUCGAUUGGGAAGCCAGAGUGACGCCAUCGCUAUCCAGUCAAUUCGGAACAUGCGAGGGAAUGGAUUCUGUGUUGACUGUGACACACCGAAUCCUGACUGGGCAAGUUUGAACCUUGGAGCCCUGAUCUGUAUAGAAUGCUCGGGAAUCCACCGGAACCUCGGUACACACUUGUCACGGGUUCGCUCCCUCGACCUGGAUGACUGGCCUGUUGAACUCAUCAUGGUGAUGACGGGAAUUGGGAAUGCCAUGGCCAACAGUGUGUGGGAGGACUCUACGCAGGGUCUGACUAAACCCAACCAAGACAGCAGCAGGGAGGAGAAGGAGCGCUGGGUCAGAGCCAAGUACGAACAGAAACUACUCCUGGCAGCCCUGCCCCAAUCAGACGUCCCCCUGGGACAGCAGCUGCUCCGAGCUGUGGUGGAGGAUGAUCUCCGGCUGGUUGUCCUGCUCCUUGCUCACGGAACCAAGGAGGAGGUGAACGAGACCUAUGGGGAUGGAGAUGGCCGGACUGCACUGCAUUUGUCCUGCGCCAUGGCCAAUGUAGUUAUAACUCAGCUUCUUAUAUGGUACGGAGUGGAUGUGAAGAAUCGGGAUGCUCGUGGACUGACACCGAUGGCGUAUGCUCGGCGAGCAGGAAGUCAGGAGUGUAUCGAGAUUCUCACACAGUAUGGCUGUCCCAGUGACAACUUCAUCCCCAUUCCAACCCCAAACCUAUCGCGCAGGAACACCAACGUUAAUAACAACUCACAGUCAGAGCUGAAUCGAAGUGCCAGCAUCAUCUAAUCUCCCGACAUUCAGAGGACACAGCUCCCAGCCAUUCCUUGUGUAUGUGUUCUCUCUCUCCCCCCAGCACUCUCCCCGUCUCAAACAGCAGACUGACGGACCUUCUGCUCACUGACCAUUGCUGCUCUGUGAAUGACCCAGUGUUACAGAGUGUUGCUUUCUUAAUUAUGAUGCGGUCUGAUACACAAUGCUCAAACCUGCAAUCGUGGUGAACAAGCUGAGGUGACCAAGGUGAAAGAGACACUGAGCCUGAUCCUGGAUGGAGACAGACUACAGGGCAGGACACAGCACCUGGCAACAUCAAAGGCAGAAUCAUGUUGUUACUGCAAAGCAGCUGCUCUAAGGAGAAUCAUUCCAUUUACUCAGAAACCAAGCACGCCACACUGAAUGGUAUAGGCUUCCUCGAGGACAGGGUAUAUGUAUGAGAGUGUGCGUUUCACACUACAUGCCGUCCGCAGGUUGUGAAAGGGCUGUGUUCUUGAGUUUGUUCAUGAAUCCAUUCGCAUGCAAAUCAGAGCACAAUACAGUACGAUAUAAGAAUCUUUAAAUUAAUAUCAAUAUACCCCUGUGUGGGACUGCGUGCGUAAGUACAAGUGUUCGUAAAUCAGAUGUUGGUAAACUGGAGACAACUUGUAGUGAAUGAGCUGUGCAUUGGUACACAUUGUGUGUGUGUGUGUGUGUGUGUGUGUGUGUGUGUGUGUGUGUGUGUGUGUGUGUGAGAGAGAGUGUGUGUGUGUAUCUGUGUGUGUGUGUAUGUGUGUGUAUGUGAGUGUGUGUGUGUGAGAGUGUGUGUGUGUGAGAGAAAGUGUGUGUGUGUAUCUGUGUGUAUGUGAGUGUGUCUGUGUGUAUGUGUGUGUGUGUGUGUGUGAGAGAGAGAGUGUGUGUGUGUGAGAGUGUGUGAGUGUGUGUGAGUGUGUAUCUGUGUGUAUGUGAGUGUAUGUGUGUGUGUGUGUGUGUGUGUGAGAGAGAGAGAGAGUGUGUGUGUGUCUGUGUGUGUGUGUAUGUGUGUCUGUGUGACUGUGUGUGUGUGUUUGUGUGUGUGUCUGUCUGUCUGUCUCAGUGUUAGCACCUGGAUGGUGUGUGUGUGUGUGGUGACACUAAUCAUGAAGUUCCUGUGUAUUUGUUACACUGAGUGUGCGAGUGUGUCAUACACUGAUGGGGAAUGCCCUGUGUGUAAUACUGGUGUGAAAUGUGGAUAACAAUUUGAUUUUGCCAGUUCCCCUUGUCUCUUGCAUUCCUGUUGUGUCUUGCUGUAUUUACUCUCCAGUACAGGUCUGUGCUGGGUUGCAGUUCCAAUGUUAUUGAUUGUCACUGGGCAAUGGGAACUUUUUUUGCUCUCCUUGUUCCUUCUUGUUUUUGAAUCAAGAAUGACAGGAAAAUUACUCCCAAGAUUGUGGUGAGUGGAGCAACUUCGGUUUCCUCUGGAUAGUGGGUGAACAGCACUUUGCACAGAAUUUCUUCUUCUAACUCCCCCUACCAAUCUCCUGUGAUGGAAAUGAGAAUGACCAUAAUCACUGGAGAAAAGCUUGGGAUCAGGCUGCCCUGAAAUCAGGGUUUUAAUUAACAGAACAGGAACUGGAUGCUGUUUGAAAUGGGAUAUUGUAGACAGGCUUCAUUUCCAAAGGGCCUGGAGUCUGUCCAAGGGAACCAGUCAGUAUGGACAGGCCCUGGGGUCAGUGCUGGAGGGGUGGUCAGUGUGGACAGGCCCUGGGGUCUGUGCUGGAGGAAUGGUCAGUGUGGAGAGGGCCUGGAAUCUGUCCUGGAGGAGUAGUCAGUGUGGACAGGGCCUGGGGUCUGUCCUGGAGAAGUGGUCACUGUGAACAGGGCCUAAGGUCUGUGCUUGAGGAGUGGUCAGUGUCAACAGUGCCUGGGAUCUGUGCUGGAGGAGUGAUCAGCAUGGACAGGCCCUGGGGACUGUGCUGGAGGAGUGGUCAGUGUGGACAGGCCCUGGGGACUGUUGUGGAGGAGUGGUCAGUGUGGACAGGCCCUGGGGACUGUGCUGGAGGAGUGGUCAGUGUGGACAGGCCCUGGGGUCUGUGCUGGAGGAAUGGUCAGUGUGGACAGGCCCUGGGGUUUGUGCUGGAGGAUGGUCAGUGUGGACAGGCCCCUGGGGUCUGUGCUGGAGGAGUGGUCAGUGUGGACAGGCCCUGGGGUCUGUGCUGGAGGAUGGUCAGUGUGGACAGGCCCCUGGGGUCUGUGCUGGAGGAGUGGUCAGUAUGGACAGGCCCUGGGGUCUGUGCUGGAGGAGUGGUCAGUCUGGACAGGCCCUGGGCCUGUGCUGGAGGAGUGGUCAGUGUGGACAGGCCCUAGGGUCUGUGCUGGAGGAGUGGUCAGUGCGAACAGUGUCGGGGGUCUGCCCUGGAGGAGUGGUCAGUGUGGACAGGGCCUGGAAUCUGUCCCGGAGGAAUGGUGAGUGUGGACAGGGUCUGGGGUCUGUCCUGGAUGAGUGGUCAGUGUGAACAGAGCCUGGGCACUGUGCUGGAGGAGUGGUCAGUGUGAACAGGGCCUGUGGACUGUCCUGGAGAAGUGGUCAGUGUGAACAGGGCCUAAGGUCUGUCCUGGAGGAGUGGUCAGUGUGAAAAGGCCCUGGGGUGGGUGCUGGAGGAGUGGUCAGUGUGAAUAGGGCCUAAGGUCUGUCCUGGAGGAGUGAUCAGUGUAAACAGGCCCUGGGGACUGUGUUGGAGGAGUGGUCAGUGUGAACAGGGCCUGGGGACUGUGCUGGAGGAGUGGUCAGUGUGGACAGGCCCUGCGGUCUGUGCUAGAGGAGUGGUCAGUGUGAACAGGGCCUGGGGACUGUGCUCUAGGAGUGGUCAGUGUGAACAGGCCCUGGGGUCUGUGCUGGAGGACUGGACAGUGUGGCCAGGGUCUAGGUUCUGUCUUGGAGGAGUGGUCAGUGUGAACAGGCCCUGGGGACUGUGCUGGAGGAGUGGCAGUGUGAACAGGGCCUGGGGACUGUGCUGGAGGAGUGGUCAGUGUGGACAGGCCCUGGGGUCUGUGCUGGAGGAGUGGUCAGUUUGAACAGGCCCUGGGUACUGUGCUGGAGGAGUUGUCAGUUUGAACAGGCCCUGGGGUCUGUGCUGGAGGAGUGGUCAGUGUGAACAGGGCCUGGGGACUGUGCUGGAGGAGUGGUCAGUAUGAACACGGCCUGGGGACUGUGCUGGAGGAGUUGUCAGUGUGGACAGGCCCUGGGGACUGUGCUGGAGGAGUGGUCAGUAUGAACAGUGCCUGGGGACUGUGCUGGAGGAGUGGUCAGUGUGAACAGGGCCUGGGGACUGUGCUGGAGGAGUGGUCAGUGUGGACAGGCCCUGGGGACUGUGCUGGAGGAGUGGUCGGUAUGAACAGGGCCUGGGGACUGUGCUGGAGGAGUGGUCAGUGUGAACAGGCCCUGGGGACUGUGCUGGAGGAGUGGUCAGUGUGAACAGUGCCUGGGGACUGUGCUGGAGGAGUGGUCAGUGUGGACAGGCUCUGGGGACUGUGCUGGAGGAGUGGUCAGUGUGGACAGGCCCUGGGGACUGUGCUGGAGGAGUGGUCAGUGUGAACAGGCUCUGGGGACUGUGCUGGAGGAGUGGUCAGUAUGAACAGGGCCUGGGGACUGUCCUGGAUGAAUGGUCAAUGUGGCCAGGGCUUGGAGAGUGUCCGAGCAGAGUGAUCAGUGUGGCCAGAGCCUGGGGACGGUCCUAGAGGAGAUGCCAGUGUAAUACAUAGUUAAUGACUGUGUCCAAUUGUGUACAUCUUGGAAUCUUGCUAAGAGCUCACUAUAAACAUAUAGUGGAGUUGAAAGAUUUGAGCAAGCUGCCCUCCCCUCUUCUGCCAUUGGUGAAUCCUCAGUCUCUGGGUCAGAAAGGAUCUGAUGUGUUAUACCCUCUGACUCUGAGAGGGCUCUCAGUCAGUACACUUUGAGACUAUCACACUACUUCAUUUCUCCUGCAGUCACUGCUAAUGUGGAACACAUAUAAUGUGCAUGCGAUGUGUACAUUGCGUACAUGUCUGGACAUGGAGUCUGUGCUUGAGGCUCUGUUUCAUUGAUGAUCAAUAGGUCGCUACACUCUCAGGGGAUGAUGUGGAGGUGCCAGUGUUGGACUGGGGUGGACAGGGUCAAAAGUCACAUGACACCAGGUUACAGUCCAACACGUUUAUUUGAAAACACAAGCUUUCAGAGUGCAGCUCCUUCAUCAGGUGGGUACCAGAGGAUGAGGAGGCUUUGGAGACAGUACAGAACAGGUUUACCAGAAUAUUGGCGUGGUGUGGAGUGUAUUAGCUAUGAGGAAAUAUUGGACUGACUUGGUUUGUUUUCACUUGAAUGUCAAAGGAUGAGGGUGACAUGAGUGAAGUUUACAAAGUUAUGAGAGGCAUGAAUAAAAAGGAUAGUCGGAGUCUUUUUCCCGGAGUAGAAAUGUUAAUCACUAGGGGACAUUAAUUACUAGGAGAGUUGUGAGCGCAUGGAAUACUUUACCAGUGGUAGUUGUGGAAGCGGAGUCAUUAGUGACAUUUAAGCGACUGCUGGACAUGCACAUAGACAGCAGUGAAUUGAGGGGAAUGUAGGUUAGGUUAUUUUAUUUUUGGAUUAGGAUUAUUCCACGGCACAACAUCGUGGGCCGAAGGGCCUGUACUGUGCUGUACUUUUCUUUGACACAUAUGAGUGUGUGUGUGGUACUGUAAGUGUGUGCUUGUGUCAAUGAAUGAUGAUGUGUUAGAAUGAAAUUUAUUGAGGAAUUAUGUGAAUGUCUCGAUAACUUCAAUCAGGAUACUAUACUCAAGCUUUCCCUCACUCAGGGAUCUCUCUGUUUCCUCUUUGGAAUGACAUGCACCUCACUGGAGUCUGGUCAGCGGCAUUACUGCUGUUAACAGUCGCUGACACAAAACUGGAGCAGAUUGUAAGUGACAAGUUGACUUCAAUGUUGAACUCAGAUUAAACGUCCAAACAGCUUGGUGGGUGUGCUGGCCACGUCUGUGGGGUUUAUUCAUGCCCAGCUAAUGCCUGUCACUGUUUCUUACUGAAUCAAAUCUGUGGUUUAUUCACUGCAACAUGAACAGAUUUCUCAGGAGUGUUAUUGCUCUCUGGGUACAUGUACAGACAAUGGUAUCUGUGUACAUACAGGCAUAUACAGGCAAGUACAGCAUACAAUAUGAUACCAUUGUGUGACUGAUGUUAUUGGUGUAGAUAUGGGCAUUUUAUUAUGAGUACAGCAUCAUAUGGUAUAUAAGUACGUGCAUCCGAGAAUGAGAGUAUUGUAGAUAUCGGCAGCCAUUGGGCAGUGUUCUGUUACAGGUGUGGGAAUAGCAUGGGCAGUGUUAUUGGUGCAGGGCUGAGCAGCUCUGAAUCCAUCUAGAACAAUGACUCUGGCUCUCUGACAAAGUUUCCUGUACAGGUACUAGUCCAGCACUGUACUGGAGCUGUGCACCAAACAGAUUCCAGUUUAUGUCCCACCUGCACAAACAUAUUAUAUUCAUUUGCAAACAGUCAUUUUCAUCAAUUGUAAUGUUUCUUUAUCAUGUCAUUUUGGGGCUGGCUUCCCUCCCUAAAACUUCCAAGAAAGAUCCUCGAUCAUUGCAGCACAGAAUUUCCUCCUAUCCUGCUGAUUCUGUCACUGGGAAAAGACUCAGUCGAUGGACUUCAGAUGUGAGAAGUGUCUGACGUUAUUUGCAGCAUAAAAAGAGCUUCUGAACUGAACCAAUAGUCUCCCAUGUGGUCUGCUGCCUUCGCCACCACAAAUUAAACUACAAUUCCCCUUCCAUAGGGGGUAUUCUGGACAUAUCCCCCAGCCCGCCCCCUACACCCCCUCUGGAGUCAAUGAUAAUGAAUCAUGCUUUUAUUUCCCUCCAUAAGAAACAGUUGCUGUUAACAAUCGUGAAAAUGAAAAUUGCUCCUAAAUGGUGCCCAUGGACUUCUAUUAACCCUUCAAUUAUCCUAUUUCAAAGCUGCGUAACCUACUGCAGUCAUUAGGUACGGUGAAACACUAAAUCCUCUUACAAUUUAGAAUUUAGGUCCAUAUUACCAUGUUUAUACACCCUUUGCCAUAAAGGUACUUGUGUAUAAUAUGUAUAUUCUAAAUAUUUAUAUUGCCGGCUGUAAAUAUUAUUUGGAUGUUGCUCUGUGUUCAGUUUAUUUUCUCCGUGUGCUUGGACAGUGUUGACAGAUCCAUACCCAGCUUAAUAAAAAACAGCAGCUGUGCUCAGUUCCUGGGGAGAACCCA
This is a messenger RNA of Stegostoma tigrinum, 10194 nucleotides long. RefSeq names its product ArfGAP with GTPase domain, ankyrin repeat and PH domain 3 (gene agap3). Bases 590 to 4000 code for a protein of 1136 amino acids. The transcript has 16 exons. NCBI's taxonomy places the organism in Eukaryota, Metazoa, Chordata, Chondrichthyes, Orectolobiformes, Stegostomatidae. Gene Ontology annotation, cellular component: nucleus. The record is from RefSeq and is a predicted model, not a curated record. Gene Ontology annotation, molecular function: GTPase activator activity; GTP binding; protein binding.